AUGGCCAGUGCCCCACCAUCUGCUUCAUCCACAAAGGAGACAACAAACUAUGCCAGAUUGUGUCGUCUGCUGGUUGAUAUUGGAACCCAGGCUCUUCGAGAUACGUUUGAUGCCAUCCAUGCACCGGGAAAUCUACACUCAGUUUUGGCGGCAGAGAAGCCCACCUUACAAUAUCUUAGAAAGAAGAGGAUUAUCAAUCAAAUACAGUGGGGGAAGCUUUUCCCUGCCAUCCCUAACUUAGUGUCUUCACGUGACUUUGACACAACUUUGCUAAUGGUUCUGUUACGGAACCUAUGCGGCUUAACUGCCCCGCUGACCGGCUGGGACGCAUUGCCCGCCGUAACAGACCUCAGCAGGGAAGCGGACAUUGCCCGAGUUAAGUAUUUUAGGAAUACUGUGUACGGUCACGCUGAGAAUGCUUCUGUUGAUGACGUAAAGUUCAAUGACCACUGGCGUGACAUCCGGGACACUAUGAUCAGAUUAGGAGGCGUUUCUUAUAAAGCUGCCAUUGACUAUCUUAGAGACGAGUGCAUGGACCCUGAAAUUGAAGAUUGCUACAUAGAACUACUCAGAGAGUGGAAAAAGGACGACGACAACAUUAAAGAUCAGCUGAACGAGAUCAUGAAAAAGCUAGACGCCCUGGCUAAUAACGGUCAACCAUACCAACAGCGUAAACAGAACUCGGGCAGAGUUACCACUUGCAAAGAGAGCUUCCACGAGAACGAGCCACGUGACUCCUAUUACCAUGAAGGUGAAGUCUGUAUUCGUCUCAAAUGUGGGCAAACAGCUCAUGAUCCGCUGGGUAGAGUGGUACUGAGUGACACUGGUCAUUCGCGGUCAUUGGCUAGAGGGAAGGGUUUGCUAAAAGUGGAACAGGGCGCCGAAGCUAAAUUCACAGUAAUAACGCGAGAUCCAGGUGAACAACAGUUCUGUAACGAGCAAGAACAAGUGACCGUCACUGGCAGCGUUGGUCAACAUGAAAUUGAAAUCAAGUUGAAUAUAUGGCCGCUGACCGGUAGUCCUGAGAAAGUCGAGGUGAAGCCCCAUCAGUACAAAGUAGAGAAGUCUUUUGGGUCGAGAGAAUUAAACAAACCAUAUUGUAUCGCAAAGAAUGAAAUAACUGGAGACAUUGCAGUGGCAGAUUAUGUUAACAAAAGAGUCCUGGUCUUAGAUAAGGACAUGAAACAUGUGAAGACGAUAGGAGGCGAAGCAGACUCACAACAUAGUGUCAACAUAGGUUUUCCUGUCUCAGUGGCAUUCUCAAAGAGAAAUGACAUCAUGGUUACUCAUGAGCAGUUCAGUCCAUGUAAUAAGAAGCUUUCAGUUAUAACUGAUCGUGGAUUCAUCAUGGAGCAGUUCACUAAACAUCUGAUUAAAGCACAUCAUGUUUUUUUCAAAACUGAUGAUGGCCAUAUGAUCGUUUGUGAUGAAGGUGACAAAAAGGUGAAAGUCAUCUCCCCAGACGGGAAAGAAUUGCUGCUGGCCUUCUCUGCACCGGAUAGCGAAGUUUCCCCAAGCUUUCCAUGUUACUAUCGUGGCAGGUUCUUUGUAUCCUAUAUGAGAGCACAUUGUGUGAAGGUUUAUGAUAAGGAAGGAGUGUUUCUUUAUAACAUUGGCAGCGAGGGUUGUGGUGAAGGACAGUUGAGAUAUCCCGAGGGACUUUGUGUAGACUCCUUUGGUAACCUGAUCGUGUGCGACGCCAGUGGCAUUGAUGAAAAUCUCCACGAUGGCGUCCUGAAAAUGUUCACCUUGGACGGAACAUUUCUAACCUCAUUUGGCGAGGAUAAGAUCAAAGUUCCUUGGAUAGUGUGUGCCUGUAAUAAUGGCGAUCUACUCGUUGCCGAUCUUCUCGGGGACAGUGUUCAUAUUUUAAAAUAACCUGUUUCCUUCAUUGCAGAGUGAAACACAAAUGGAAUAAUUCUUCAGUUGGUAGCGUGAACGCUCCGAAAAGCCUACCUUUUUCCCUCUAAAAAAACCGCUUGUGUCGUUAUCCAUUACUGUUGAGGAGUAAAAUGAAUUUUUUUUUAACAUCAUAAGU
This is a messenger RNA of Pocillopora damicornis (cauliflower coral), 2038 nucleotides long. RefSeq lists its product as uncharacterized. Lineage: Eukaryota; Metazoa; Cnidaria; Anthozoa; Scleractinia; Pocilloporidae. Gene Ontology annotation, biological process: protein polyubiquitination; proteasome-mediated ubiquitin-dependent protein catabolic process. Gene Ontology annotation, molecular function: ubiquitin protein ligase activity. The record is from RefSeq and is a predicted model, not a curated record.